UACACACUAUUAGUACAUAAAUAUUUCCGCACUUAUCUUCUUUCACAUAUUCGUUUGCGCGAAAUUAACAGGAAAACAAUGUUUCAUACAGAAAUCAUGCAAAAAUCAUAGUUAAAUUUUCAUCAAAUUUACGUAUGUGUGUGUCACAAAUGUCGUGUACAUAUACGUUGUGACGUUGCCAAUCCAUGCUUUACAUUCUCGCGCGAGCCACGAGACGAGAUUACAGUGCCGUCAUGUUUAGCCUUCUGAGUUGCUUUUGAGUCCCUGAGGCCCUUACAAAGGAUUUAAUCCAAAUCGAAUUUUGAAUUAAAAUGGAAUACAAGAAGGUUCCAAAUACAAAACUGCAAUAAUGACAAGCGGGACUCAGGAGGUUAGUGCAUUUUUUGUUGACACUGACACUUGACAGGUAUUUGAUAUACAUCAAAACGUUUGUAAUGUGUCCUUGUGAAUUUUAUUCGUUAGUAAAAUGAUAACGUCUAAAUCGAAUUAUAAAAAUCAUCGGUAUUCUGGGCCGCGUAAAUCCAGAAACAGAGUUCGCGGAGCAUUAAAGCGCAAUCAUGACGGUGAUGUGUCUCGUGUAGACGUAUGGCGUAAAAAGAGAAAAAUAGAAAUACCUCAAAAUGAAGCAGCUGAAAGUGCAGGACAAAAUAUUGUCAAAACUUAUAGUAGGCAAGUGCCAGUCGUACAUGUAGAGGCUACUUUUGAUGCAAAAUCUCAUCAGCCAUCAACUAGUAAUAAUAGUAAAGCUUUGCCUCUGAAGCCUGAAACUAAGGCUUUGGAAAUAAACUGGCCAGUAACUGAUCCAACUUUGGCAUGCCAUGAAUUGACUAUUGAGAAAAGUGUUGAUAAUAACUUGAUUGGUCUGACUGGGAACAGAAUUGUUGACAUCCAACACAUCCUUCACUGGGCAUUUGCUCUGGGAAAGCACACAAAAACUUGCGCAAAUAGUACCAUUGAGUUUGUCAGAGAGCUGCGGAACGGCUUCAACAGUAUAUUCAUUUUUAAAUGCAGCAUGUGUGAUAAAGAAUUUCGAGAGAGCAAUGAGAAUAGUGAUCAUGAAAAACUAAACACAGGCUUUGUGUGGGGAACAGUAACGGGUGCAGGUUAUUAUACACAAGCGUCUCAUUUGACUAACGUAAUGGAUAUCCCCACAAUGGGUCCUUCAAAAUUUAGAAAGAUAGAAAAAUCACUGGGAGAUACAUGGAAAGAUCAAUUGACAGAAGAAAUAAAGAAUGUAGGACAACAAGAGAGAGCUAUAGCUAUUGAAAAAGGUCAAAUUACUGACAAUGGCAUUCCAUACAUAGAAGUUGAAGUGGAUGGUGGGUGGGCCAAGAGGAGCUACGGUCAUAACUAUAACUCAGCAUCUGGUAUGAUACUGCCUGAUACCAAAUUACCAUUGUAUGGUCGCAAAAUGUUGAAAGCCAGGUUAUCAAAACUAACUACAAUUUCGAGGAAAAUUAUCUUGCAUCACGCCGGAAAUAGGUUGGCGAUGAGAAAUGACCUGCAGUAUGGCCCUUCACAUGUGUUUGGGGAACAUGAAAAAUGCCAAGAUUAUUUUUGUAAAUACAUUGCAACUGGCGAGCAAGAUGUAAAUUAUGUGAAGAGUAUGAAGGAAAAGGCCCCUGCCGUUUGGGCAGUUAUUUGUGCUGCAAAUGAAUUUGUAAUCACUAAAACAAAUCGGUUGUCAAAUGAUACAACCAAUCAUGUUGAAAACUUUAUGAGCAUUAUAAGUAAAUUAAGUAAAUUCAACUGCGGCAAGCGGCUUAAUCUUCAUACAGGUGGAUCUUAUCAGCGUAGAGUGACGGUUGCAGGGCUCUCACAAGUAACUGGCCAAACUUGGCAUAAGUCUGCGUGGCGAAAAUGUACUAACAGUUCCCCAGGCAAAACUUUUAGAAAAUAUAUUGGCCAGAGACAGAGGACUGAAGCGCGGAGGAAACUCUACAAACGCAGACGACUUUUUCAUGCUAAGCCACCUCAGCCCGAUAAAAAUUAUGGUCCUGAAGCUCAAGACACAGCAGACCCAGUAAAUCUUGAUGACCUAAAGAAAAUAUGUGCUGAUAAGUUGCCUGAAUUCAACAAAACUGCUGAUGAAAUCAAGGCCAUAGAAGAAAGCACUAUUGGUCAACAUGAAAAUGAUCUGUACAAUAUGUAUAGGAGUGACAGGUUGACAGCAAGUCAAUUUGGAGUGAUAUGUAAGCGAAGAAAAACUACGCCGUCUCACAACCAUGUCAAACAAGUGCUUUACAAAAGCAAUAUUUACACAAAAGACAUGCUUUAUGGACAACAGAACGAAUCGGUGGCGAGAACGUACUUUAUAGAAAAUUACAAAAAGACGGUUCGUCAAGCUGGACUAUACAUUGAUGCCGAAUUUGGGUUUCUGGGCGCUAGUCCUGAUGGUAUCCUGGUUAAUGAAGAGGCGAUCUUGGAAAUAAAAUGUUUUCCUUCAUUAGCCAGGAAACAUCAGGACAUCCUCAGUGCGUCAAAGGAAAACAAAAAUUUUCCUGUGGUCCAAAAAAAUGGAAUUUUGUCCCUGAACGAAAAACACCAUUAUUACUAUCAGGUACCUAAGUAA
Cydia fagiglandana is the source of this 2572-nucleotide messenger RNA. RefSeq lists its product as uncharacterized. The transcript has 7 exons. NCBI's taxonomy places the organism in Eukaryota, Metazoa, Arthropoda, Insecta, Lepidoptera, Tortricidae. The coding region runs from base 467 to 2572 and encodes 701 amino acids. The record is from RefSeq and is a predicted model, not a curated record.